Messenger RNA from Cyprinodon tularosa, 2004 nucleotides. Its product is annotated as probable ATP-dependent RNA helicase DDX52. Lineage: Eukaryota; Metazoa; Chordata; Actinopteri; Cyprinodontiformes; Cyprinodontidae. The coding region runs from base 12 to 2000 and encodes 662 amino acids. Gene Ontology annotation, cellular component: 90S preribosome. The transcript has a single exon. Gene Ontology annotation, molecular function: RNA helicase activity; nucleic acid binding; ATP binding. Gene Ontology annotation, biological process: maturation of SSU-rRNA. The record is from RefSeq and is a predicted model, not a curated record.
CUGCCGCAGCAAUGGACGCUUUUGAACUGUUUAAGAAACUCGGGGCCGGAGCUAAAUUUGACUUAAAGAGAUUUGGCCAAGACGCUGCUCGGUUUAAGGUGGCCAGAUCUCAGGGUGGGGAACUAUCGCUGGAUUCCCUUUCUGGGAUCAACUACUUCGGCCCAGGGGCGGCUAAUGGAGUCCAGAGCUGGAGCCAAGGAGAGAAUGAAGAGGAGAAGAAAGACUGUGAGAGCAGUGACAGUGAAAACUCAGAGGAGGGUGGCAAAAGAAAGCACAAAGUGCAAGAAAAAGACGUAAAGCAGAAAAACAAGAAAACUAAAAUCAAUCAGGUGGAUGAGAAAGGUUAUAACAGGCCGCUGAAUGAGACCCAGAAAGGUGGCAUCACCUGGACCUCCUCCCUGGACAGAAAGAUCCAAAACCUACAGAAAGAUGGGGAAGAGAAAUCCUCGCUUAAGAGGCUGAAGCAUCUUCAUCAGGAGAAGGUGAAUCGUAUCCGCGCACAGCACCGUAUAAAUGUUCAUGGCAGUGAUGUGCCUGACCCAGUUUGCUCAUUUGAGGAGCUUCAGUCUGAGUAUCAUAUCAACCCGCGCGUCAUCCAAAACCUCAAGGAAGCAGGACUAAACACGCCAACACCGAUACAGAUGCAGGCCAUACCGCUCAUGAUGCAUGGUCGGGAGUUGUUAGCCUGUGCUCCUACAGGAUCUGGAAAGACUUUGGCCUUCUCUCUUCCUCUGCUCGCUCACCUGCAGCAGCCAGCAAACUUGGGCUUCAGAGCUCUGAUUAUCUCUCCAACCAGAGAACUGGCCAGCCAGACCUACAGGGAGCUGCUGCGCCUAUCGGAGGGCGUCGGCUUCAGAGUUCAUAUCAUUGAUAAAGCUUCUCUGGCAGCUAAGAAAUACGGUCCGCAGUCCAAUAAAAAGUAUGAUAUACUCGUCAGUACUCCAAACAGACUGAUCUACCUUCUCAAUCAGGAUCCUCCAGGAAUCAACCUGAGCAGUGUGGAGUGGCUGGUUGUUGACGAGUCUGAUAAGCUUUUUGAGGACGGAAAGACGGGCUUCAGGGAGCAGCUGGCGACCAUUUUCCUUGCAUGUUCCAACGCUAAGGUGCGCAGGGCUUUUUUUAGCGCUACUUGUACGCAAGAGGUGGAACAGUGGUGCCGUCUGAACCUUGACAACCUGGUUUCUGUAAACAUCGGACACAGAAAUGCAGCAGUGGAGACGGUGGAACAGGAGCUGCUGUUCGUCGGGACAGAGAACGGGAAGCUCGUGGCCAUGAGGGACCUCAUCAAAAAAGGCUUCCUGCCUCCCAUGCUGGUGUUCGUUCAGUCCAUAGAGCGAGCGCGGGAGCUCUUCCACGAGUUGGUGUACGAAGGCAUCAAUGUUGACGUGAUCCACGCCGAACGCACGCAGCAGCAGAGGGACAACGUGGUGAACAGCUUUCGUUCGGGUAAGAUCUGGGUGCUGAUCUGCACGGCUCUGCUCGCCAGAGGAAUCGACUUCAAAGGUGUCAACCUGGUGCUGAACUAUGACUUCCCGACGAGUGCUGUGGAAUAUAUCCACAGAAUCGGUCGUACGGGAAGGGCAGGACAUCGGGGAAAGGCCAUCACUUUCUUUACGGAAAACGACAAACCAUUGCUGCGGAGCAUUGCUAAUGUUAUUAAACAAGCUGGGUGCCCUGUACCGGACUAUAUGAUCGGCUUCAAAAAGAUCCACAGCAAAGUAAAGCGAAGACUAGAGAAGAAACCUCCUAAGAGAGACACCAUUUGCACAACUCCUCGCUUCCUCAUGAAGAAGAAAGCCAAAGCAGAGAAAAAAGGACAGAAGAAAGCAUCAGAGGAAAAAGGAGAAAAUGACCCACCGACAGCACAACAGCAGGACAAGAAGAAGAAGAAAAAGAGCGGAAAGGCUCAAAAAGGACAGAAAGAAGGAAAUCCCAAAGAAUUAGUUCAAAAAAAGGGUUCAAAGUCAUCUGGAGCCAAAUUGAAAAAAAACAGAGCCUGAGGAA